CCCCAGCCCAAAAGCAUGCGCCCCGGCCGCGAUGGUCUGUGGCAGUGGGGCAGCGUGUCAGGCCUAUUUAUAGCCUUCGAGACAGAGAGCAGCCACCGGUAUCGCGCGCGGUGGGCCUGCCAAGUCGGGCCGUCAACUGGAUGGCGGCCGGCGCCCUCCGGAGUAGCCGUUCCAGGAAGGGGGGCGCGGCCGCGGCACUAGCACGUCCGUCCGCCGCUGAACCAUAGUAGUAAGCGGCCCCCGUUUAUUUCCCGUCUUUUUCUGGUGCAGUUAGGUCGUAUACGUCGUACGGUAU
Amoebophrya sp. A120 is the source of this 295-nucleotide messenger RNA. NCBI's taxonomy places the organism in Eukaryota, Dinophyceae, Syndiniales, Amoebophryaceae. The record is from the annotation of a GenBank genome assembly.